Messenger RNA from Heterobilharzia americana, 1730 nucleotides. The record is from the annotation of a GenBank genome assembly. Lineage: Eukaryota; Metazoa; Platyhelminthes; Trematoda; Strigeidida; Schistosomatidae.
GAACAAAGUAACCUAACCUCUGAAAUAGUCAUAGUUGAUAAUAAACAGGUAUAACUUAUGGGAGAAUUUUUCGAGGCCUAGAGUCCAGAUUGGCUGAAAGCAACAGCAUGACAUUCGAAUAUAUAAACUGAAGAGAAAAUAAGUCUUAGUCAACAAACUGAAUUAGUGAUACUAUGAAUUCAGCGUGAAUACAUCAUACGUGGUUUUUGAAAAGAUAAACUUCAAAUAUUAUUUUUAACUUUGCGGUAAAAUGAUGAAAUUUAAUAAUUGGGGACUUUUAACACUUGCAUUUCUUCUAACAUUUCUCUUUGCUUGUACUAACAAGAAUAUUGUAUCUUGUCAACAAUCCGUAAUAAAUUAUGGAGACUAUUCAGAUCAAUUUUUGCAGGGAGCAGGAGAAUAUGGAUUAUUAACACCUGGUCUUGUGAACAUACCGGAUAAACAAUUUAAUUUAACGCUGUUAAAUGUACAAGAGCCAACACCGAUUUCCGCUAUUUCCUUGGCUAUCGUAUUCGAUUCAACCGGUUCAAUGGGUAAUGAUCUGAAACAGGUGAAAAUUGGUUCUAGACGCAUAUUACAACGGCAUUUGCAACGUGGUGAAGCAAAUUACAUCAAAGAUUUUGUCUUAGUUAAAGUACAUGAUCCAGAUUGGAAACUUGUUCGUGAUGCAUCUCAAGAACAGUGUCGUUCUUGGCAAACAAUUACUUUUCCCUUACAACUGGUAACAUUUAUUCGCGUUGUUGGUACAUAUAAUACGGCGAAUGAUGUAUUUCAUUUGGUCCAUUUAGAAUGUCCGUAUCCUCCAGCAGAGACUACAGAAAGUGAUACAGAAGCACAUGGUGAAAAAUUACUGGGUCUGACUACAAGUGUUAUGCCAGAACCUAAUAAUGAUCGAGGAAAUAUUGUGAUACCUUUGUCAUCUAGAGUUAACCAACACGAUAGUAGUAAUGAUAAUGUCGGCAGCGAUGAGUAUCAAUCACGGAACUCUCAUCAGUCACCAGUUAUCGGAGAAAUAACGCAAGACCGUGUACUUCGCGAUUCCGACAGCAUUCGAUCUGAAUCAAGUGUUCAUGAUACUAAUGAUCAGUCAAAUGUAUUCAGAAUGCAUUACAAUCAACGUCCUAACACGAUGACUACUACAAUUGCGGAUUACGAUUUAAUGUCUGACUUGAAUACGUCCUCUCCCUCUACUACUGCAGAUGGUGGUAAUAUUGCUUUGACAGCAUCAACUAUAGCUGUAUCAUCAACGCCAGCGACAACAAUAUCUGAUCAGCAUGGUAUGGCACCUGUAGGUCAAGAUAGCCUACCACAUUAUUCAUUUCAUCAUGCAUGAACAUGGAUGGGUGUUUUUUUGUUUAUGAUCGCCUCUCUUUCAGUUUGAAAUUGUUAUUUGAACCAUAUUGUUCUACGGAGUAUUUUUAAUUAAACUGAUUCUCCCGCUAAAUUCAAUUCUGAUGAAACUUAGUAUGAUGCAAACAACAUAUCUGUUUUGAAAUCCCUCUUGGUGGGUAGAUACUGACCACCUUGCCAAUUGUAGGUUGGAAAAUGAGUUUCAGAAAUAAUCAUAUGCAUAUCUAAGCCUAGCGAAUUUCCACCCUAUGUAAACGGUACUUUAAAAACUAAGUGUAACACAGUCUAGAUUCAGUUGAGCAUCUCCUUAAUGCCUAAUAUGUUACAAGAAAAUCAAGGAGUGCGUUAAAAUAGAAAGGAAAAGUUAAGGGAGAUACUAA